This is a messenger RNA of Helianthus annuus (common sunflower), 606 nucleotides long. RefSeq names its product pectinesterase inhibitor 9. NCBI's taxonomy places the organism in Eukaryota, Viridiplantae, Streptophyta, Magnoliopsida, Asterales, Asteraceae. The record is from RefSeq and is a predicted model, not a curated record. Gene Ontology annotation, molecular function: enzyme inhibitor activity. The transcript has a single exon. The coding region runs from base 1 to 606 and encodes 201 amino acids. Gene Ontology annotation, biological process: negative regulation of catalytic activity.
AUGGAUAAACUUAUGUUUUGGUUGCUAAUUCUUCUGAUCAACUUCCAAUACACCACUUGUGCCAUUACCAAUCCUACAUCUCUAGAUUUUAUCAAAACCUCAUGCAAAACCACCCGACACCCUGCUCUCUGCGUCAACUCGCUCUCAAAUUAUGCCGGUUCUAUCCAAGGAAACGAUCAGCAGCUAGCCAAAGCCGCCAUUGCGGUCAGCCUGAACACUGCUAAGUCAGCAGCGGCAUACGUUUCCAAACUGGCUGGAACAACCUCGAAUAUUAAACCAAGGGAGUCCGAAGCCUUGAAAGACUGUGUCAACAGCAUGACCAGCUGUGUGGCUAGUCUAACCCAAUCAAUUCAGGAGCUUGGGAAAAUGGCUCAGUUUAAGGGACAAAAUUUUGUUUGGCACAUGAACAAUGUCCAAACGUGGGUCAGUUCCGCCCUUACUAACCAAAACACUUGUAUUGGAGGAUUCUCAGAUAGUUCAAUGAAUGGACAAUUAAAGGAUGCUGUUAAUAAAAAGAUGAGUUCAGUUUCACAAGUCACCAGCAAUGCACUUGCUUUGGUGAACAGGUUUUCUAUGAGACAUAAAGAUGUUACACAUAAUCCUUGA